This is a messenger RNA of Maniola jurtina (meadow brown), 1182 nucleotides long. Its product is annotated as intraflagellar transport protein 20 homolog. NCBI's taxonomy places the organism in Eukaryota, Metazoa, Arthropoda, Insecta, Lepidoptera, Nymphalidae. Gene Ontology annotation, cellular component: Golgi apparatus; cilium; centrosome. The transcript has 4 exons. Gene Ontology annotation, biological process: centrosome localization; intraciliary transport; protein localization to cilium. The record is from RefSeq and is a predicted model, not a curated record. The coding region runs from base 238 to 633 and encodes 131 amino acids.
CAUAUAGAGUAAAGUAAUCUAUACGUCCAUGUCUAUAACUGAUGUUGCCUAGCAACUGUUUGGCAACAGCCUACAAACUUGGCCUUGGGCCCUUGUAUACAAAUAACAAAAAAAAAAACAAAUAAAUUAAAAACUCUCGUUAGCAUCGAUAACAACAAGUCUACGCUCGAUAAAGAGUAAGUAGUUUAGCUACUUGUAGUUUCUUGAUUGAAGAAUAAUUAUUUGGUUCAACGCAACAUGGCUGAAGAACUACAGAAGUCUCACCUAUAUUAUGAUGAAAUUAACAAAAUAAGAGUUAUUGAGAACACAGUUCUUAAGGAAACAGAGGAUUUAAAGGAAACUAGCAAAGAGUAUGAGACAAAGGUACAAGACUUUGGGAAAAUAAUAACGAAUUUGUUAGAUAUGUUAAAAGAAUUAGGAGAUAACGUAGAAAAGCAGAAGAUGGCUGCUAUAGGUGCAACUAAUCUCGUAAAAUCUAUAGCAAAAGACAGAGAAAGUGAACAAGCAAAACUGCAAGCGGAAAUAAGCGAUAAGUCUAUAGCUCUAGAACAAUUAGACAGUGAAUAUGAUGCUCUCCAAAUAUUAGAAGCCACUCAAAUCGAAACUAUUGAAUAUUUGACCCAGCUAAGAUAAAAUUUUAUUGCUUUUUUAACAAACAAUAAUUUUAUUGCUCUGAUAUGACAGGAGUCAAAUAAUUUGUAUUAAUUAGUUAGUAUGAAAUGAAAACAUGCACACUAGUCACUCUGAUGUAGGUUAUUCGCUUCACGUGCUAUUUUGUCGAUCGCGCGUCACGCCCAUUACAAGUUGCAAGACAGCACAAUACAAUAAGUUUAGUGUGUCUGCACCUUUACUCAAAUAUGUAUAUAAUAGUACCUACACUAUCUACUGCAUCGAAUUAGAUGAUUAUUUUGUUUUCAUUUUAUGUAAUAUUCUUUUAGAUGAUAUUUAAAAAAAAUCAUACAAUAACAUUAGAGUCUGUAAAAAUUUAUUUUUUUAAUCAAUUCACACAUGAAACAAUUUUUAACGGGAUCUGCUAAAAUAAAAUUAACAAAUUUUUUCUCAGGUCCAGUGUCUGUAUUUUUAUGGAAAAAAAUACUUGUGUAAUUAUUUUACUUUGCCACAUUUUAUUACUAUCGUUGAUUACAAAAAUAUGACUACUUAUGUGACUAAGGAAUAACAUAC